GAGGUUGGCACGGAAAGCGCUGUGGACCGCGGCAAGUCAACGAAGUCGUUCUUGAUGUCAUUAUUCGAGGCUGACGACCACCACAGUGUUGAAGGGAUCGACACCUUCAAUGCGUGCUAUGGCGGGACAAAUGCAUUAUUCAGUACCACGGACUGGCUCCAGAGCAAAGCAUGGAAUGGCACGUACGGCGCUGUGGUCUGUUCCGACCCGGCGGUCCACCCAGAUCCUGCUGAUAUCUCUGGCAUUGGGGUGUCGUCAAUAUCCCUGGUGGUAGCGUCGCAAGCAUCAUUGCUGCUCCAGCGAGAGCGCACAACUUUCAUCAAGCACUCCUGGGACUUCUAUCGGCCCGUCGGGUGGCCCACAAACGACGCGGUAAUGGACGUGAACAUCGCGACUGGUCAAUACGAAGAGGCCAUGCUGUGGUGCCAGGGCUGA
Molecule: messenger RNA, 435 nt
Organism: Aureococcus anophagefferens
Lineage: Eukaryota; Pelagophyceae; Pelagomonadales; Pelagomonadaceae
Exons: 1
Biological process (GO): acetyl-CoA metabolic process
Molecular function (GO): hydroxymethylglutaryl-CoA synthase activity
Source: RefSeq, a predicted model, not a curated record